Messenger RNA from Rattus rattus (black rat), 1274 nucleotides. It is a transcript of the gene Dusp9, whose product is annotated as dual specificity phosphatase 9. Gene Ontology annotation, molecular function: MAP kinase tyrosine/serine/threonine phosphatase activity; protein tyrosine/threonine phosphatase activity. Gene Ontology annotation, cellular component: cytoplasm; cytosol. Gene Ontology annotation, biological process: protein dephosphorylation; negative regulation of MAPK cascade. Lineage: Eukaryota; Metazoa; Chordata; Mammalia; Rodentia; Muridae. The record is from RefSeq and is a predicted model, not a curated record.
CUGCCCGACGUGCAGGACGCUGCGCGACCAUGGAGAGUCUGAGUCGGUCAUGCCUGUGGCUGCGUCAGGAGCUGUCGUCCCCGCGCCCACAGCUUCUGAUACUGGACUGCCGCAGCCGGGAGCUGUAUGAGUCGGCGCGCAUCUGCGGGGCGCUGAGCGUGGCCCUGCCCUCGCUGAUGCUGCGCCGUCUGCGAAGAGGGAGCAUGUCGGUGCGGUCGCUCUUGCCUGGGCCACCGGUGCAGCCUCCGCCACCGGCCCCUGUGAUCCUCUAUGACCAGGGUAGUGACCAGUGCCAGCCCGAAGCAACGGAGGCUGAAGCUAAGGCCGAAGCGGAGGCCAAAGCCGAGGCUGAAGCGGAGGCCAAAGCCGAGGCCGAAGCGGAGGCCAAAGCCGAGGCUAAAGCGGAAGCUGAAGAGUGGGAUGCUGACUCGGUGCUGGGCAUCCUGCUCCAGAAGCUGCGGGAAGAAGGCUACCCAGCAUACUACCUACAGGGCGGCUUCAGCAAAUUCCAGGCCGAGUGUCCUCACCUGUGUGAAACCAGCUUCAGUGGUCGCGCUGGCUCAGGCCUGGGCUCAAUGUCUAGCCCAGUGCCUGUGGUAGGGCUUGGUGGCCUGUGCUUGAGCACUGAUUUCUCUGAUGCAGAGUCCGAGGCUGACCGAGACACCUUGAGCUGUGGCCUAGAUUCUGAGAGCACCACAUCCCCUCCAGCUGGGCUGCUACCACCCUUCCCAGCCCAGAUCCUGCCCAAUCUCUACCUAGGCAGUGCUCGCGAUUCAGCCAAUUUGGAGAGCCUUGCCAAGCUUGGCAUCCGCUAUAUCCUCAAUGUCACCCCUAACCUUCCUAACCUCUUUGAAAAGAAUGGUGACUUCCACUACAAGCAGAUCCCCAUCUCUGAUCAUUGGAGCCAGAAUCUGUCUCAGUUCUUUCCGGAGGCCAUUGCAUUCAUCGAUGAGGCCUUGUCGCAGAACUGUGGGGUGCUCGUCCACUGUCUGGCAGGGGUCAGCCGCUCUGUCACUGUCACCGUGGCCUACCUCAUGCAGAAGCUUAACCUCUCACUCAACGAUGCCUACGACUUGGUCAAGCGGAAGAAGUCUAACAUCUCACCUAACUUCAACUUUAUGGGGCAACUGCUAGACUUUGAACGCAGCCUGCGCCUGGGGGAGAAGCGCUCUGGUGGGAGGGGCAGUGGGGGGCCAGAGUCCACUGUCUCAGACCCACCUUCCUUUUUUACUACCCCCACCAGCGAUGGGGUUUUUGAGCUGGAUCCCACAUAA